AUGGGGCCCUGCUGCUGGACCCAGUGCUUCGGACACCUCCGCAAGGAAGCGGGACGGCUCCAGCGGGGAGGCGGCGGCGGAGGGUCAAAGUAUUUUAGGACAUGCCCAACAGGAGAGCAUUUCAUUGUAGAGUUUGAAAAUCUAGUAGAGAGUGAUGAAGGGGAAAGCCCAAGAAGUAGUCAUAGGCCCCUUACUGAGGAAGAAAUAGCUGACUUAAGAGAGAGGCAUUAUGAUUCUAUUGCUGAAAAGCAGAAAACAUUUGAUAUGAAAAUUCAAAGAGAGUUAGCCUUACAAGAAGAGAAGUUAAGACUAGAAGAAGAAGCUUUAUACGCUGCACAGCGUGAAGCGGCCAGGGCAGCAAAGCAGCGAAAGUUCUUGGAGCAAGAAAGGCAAAGGAUUAUGCAGCGAUCUCACCAUUCCAACACUGGAGAAUAUCAAAGUUCAGGGGCAGAAGAAGACUUUGAAUCCUAUUUGAGAAAUAUAAAGUCACAAUAUGAAGUUUUUCGAAGUAGUAGACUUUCCUCAGAGGCCGCAGUUUUGACACCAAACACAGAAAGUAGUUGCGACUUAAUGACCAUAAUAACCAAAUCAACGAGUGGAAAUGAUGACAGCACAUCCUUAGAUCUAGGGUGGGAAGAUGAAGAAGGAAUGAAUAGAAUGGUCCCAUUGAGAGAACGUUCCAAAACCGAAGAGGAUAUUCUAUGGGCUGCAUUAAAAUACAGCAGCAAGAAGACUGGAAGUAAUCCUACCUCAGCUUCUGAUGAUUCUAAUGGGCUGGAAUGGGAGAAUGAUUUUGUUAGUGCCGAAAGGGAUAACAACGGCAAUUCAGAAUAUUCUGGGUUUGUGAAUCCUGUUUUAGAACUGUCUGCCUCUGAGUUAAAAAAAUCUGAAACAGAUCAGCAAGACAGAUAG
This is a messenger RNA of Trichosurus vulpecula (common brushtail), 912 nucleotides long. Its product is annotated as AP-1 complex-associated regulatory protein-like. Gene Ontology annotation, molecular function: AP-1 adaptor complex binding. The coding region runs from base 1 to 912 and encodes 303 amino acids. Gene Ontology annotation, biological process: negative regulation of cell motility; regulation of Arp2/3 complex-mediated actin nucleation; negative regulation of substrate adhesion-dependent cell spreading. The transcript has a single exon. The record is from RefSeq and is a predicted model, not a curated record. Lineage: Eukaryota; Metazoa; Chordata; Mammalia; Diprotodontia; Phalangeridae.